Closterium sp. Naga37s-1 is the source of this 1893-nucleotide messenger RNA. The record is from the annotation of a GenBank genome assembly. Lineage: Eukaryota; Viridiplantae; Streptophyta; Zygnematophyceae; Desmidiales; Closteriaceae.
AUGGAUUCAGCAGAGUCGAUGCGCGCAGCUUCUCAACCUGCCGCUGGUUGGAUGAAAUUUGAGCCUCAGUACGGGAACACUGGGGAGGAGCAACGCGCCGCCGCCCCGGCGUUGCAGCAGCAGCAGCAGCAGCAGCACUGUGGCACCAGCGGGUCGCAUUGGAAAGCGGAUGAUGCUCACCAGCAGCCGGCUGAGACAGUGACUCAGAUUAGCCUCCCCAUUUGCUGGAUGCAGCAGCAGCAGCAACCAUCUGAGCUGCGUAGGCAUCAACAACAUGAAGCCGAUGGAUUCAAAUGGAAGAAGACGUCUCACAAGCGGAUAGCGGGUCAGCCUGUGAAGAGGCUCUACUUCGUUUGCUCGUCAAAGGAUGUCACGGGCUGCCCGGCAAAAAAAGUUGAGGAUCGAGUGGCCGGCGAGGCUCGUCACCCGCGCCGAUCCAGGCUGAAAGGCGCCGUCUCAGAAGCCACAGCCGUCUCAAAAACUACAGCUGUUUCAAAAGCUGCAGCCACGGCAAAAGCUCCCGCUACAGCCAGUGCUGCAGCAUCCUCAGCAGCUUGCAAUUCUGCAGCUACAGCCAACCUUGUUGCUACAAUAAGAGAGGCUGCAGCAGGGCGGGCAGAAGAAGACGACACAGGGUCGGGCAAGACGGAGAUGCGUGUGGUGGUGCGGGUGGCAUAUUUUGGCUCACACAACCACCCGCCGCCCGAUCCUGUACCUCCCAAGGCGUUUGCCGCAAGGCUUCCUGCUGCCAGCGGCCUUUCCACUCAAGCAGGCCCCUCUUCUGCUACAGCCUUGGCCUCUGCUACAGCCUUGGCCUCUGCUACAGCCUUGGCCCCUGCUACGGCCUUCGUCUCUACUACAGCCUAUGCCCCCGCUACAACCUUUUCUUCUACCACAGCCUUUGCCUCUCCUACAGCCUUCUCCUCUGUUACAGCCUUCUCCUCUGCUUCAGCCUGCACUCGCAAUACAAGCACCCUCCCUGCAACGACUGGUCUGUCGGGAACCGCCAACGCAGCAGCAGAGCAGGCAGGCCUCAGAGCAACCCAAACUCCAUCGCCACCCACUUGCUCUGCUACACCCUUCUCGCCAGCUACAGCCUGGACUCCCAUUACAAGGCCCCUCCUUGCAACAACCGGCCUGUCAGGUACCCCCAGCGCAACAGCAGAGCAGACAGCCAUCAGCGCAACCCAAACUCCAUCGCUACCCUUCCUCUCUGCACACCCCCCUCCAACCCAUUAUCCUUUCUCGCAUUCUCCCUCGGCACGUGUUCAAGCCAUCCCUGCGUGUUUUGAUUCGGCCCAAGCUGCUCUAUGCUUCCCGUUCAGCCCCCCACGGGCACCUUCAAGCCAGGUGGUGCAAUCGCGUGAAGCUCCCGCUGCCGCAUCAAAUGCUCUUGUCCCUGUGCCUCCAAUGGGGCCUCUUGACCCCCCUGCUACAGGGCCUCCUGCUCCUGCUACAGCUCCCGCUCCUACAAUAGUCUCUCGCGCCCCUGCGACUACAGUGUCUUCAGCUCCUGCUACAGUGUCUUCAGCUCCUGAUACAGUGCCUCCUGUUUCUGCUACAGUUUCCGCUCCUGUUGUAGCCUCUCUUGCUUCUGCCAAAGCGCAUCCUCCUCCUGCUGCAGCCUCUCCUACUCAUGCUGCAGCUGUCUACCAUACCCUCCACGCUCCUCUCUAUGAUUCUCCUCUCAUGUCGUGCUCACCCACCGGCUUUCAAGCCUCCUUCCCCUCGCUCCAUCACCCCCCUCCUCUCCCUCCUCCCUUCACCCGUUUCUCCACCACUCACCCGCCCUUUCUUCCUCCUCUCCCUCCUGUGCAUUCUAUCGACAACAGCAGCAGCGCUUGCAUUAACAGUAGCCGUGCUUGCCCUUACUUCGACAUCAAUUCACUGUAG